Carassius carassius (crucian carp) is the source of this 1554-nucleotide messenger RNA. RefSeq lists its product as uncharacterized. Lineage: Eukaryota; Metazoa; Chordata; Actinopteri; Cypriniformes; Cyprinidae. Bases 146 to 1222 code for a protein of 358 amino acids. Gene Ontology annotation, biological process: positive regulation of DNA-templated transcription. The record is from RefSeq and is a predicted model, not a curated record. The transcript is spliced from 3 exons. Gene Ontology annotation, cellular component: nuclear body.
AAGAAGAACAAAAAGAAGAAGAACUAGGAACCGGGGAAUGUGACGUCACCAGGAAACGUUUUCAAAACAACAGCAGUAGCCAAAGAUAUAAAAUCUAAAGCUACAGUGUGCGGUGACCGUGCAAUUUAACUGUAAACUACAAAAAAUGUCCGAAAAUAAAAGCUCACAUCAGUGGUCUUCAGAGGAAACCAGUGUGCUGCUGGCGAUAUGGUCUUCCACAGAGAUCCAGGGCAAACUGAAGAGCUCGAAAAGGAAGAUAACAGUUUACGAUGAGAUAAGCAAAGAAAUGCUGAACGGUGGCUUCAGUCGCUCGACCGACCAAAUUAUCAACAAGUUAAAAAAGCUUAAAAUGGAGUACAGGGACCUGAAAAGGAAACCAAGUAAAAGUGGACAGAUUAAUAAAACAUUCGACCACGACGUUAUGGAGUCUGUGCUAGGACACCUAACGUUUCCAUCCAGUCAGCUGACCGAGGCCUUGGAUUCGGCGACAGCCACGCUCGAGACCAACACGGACUCUACGGUGUCUGUAGCUGAGCUAGCAGGUAGCAAAAGAGCGGAGCACAAAACCACAUAUCACUGGUCUUCAAAGGAAACCAGUGCACUGCUUGCUAUAUGGUCUUCCACAGACAUCCAGGAGAGAUUGGGGAGCUCAAAAAGAAAGAAAAGAGUGUAUGAGGAUAUUUACCAAGAGAUGGUAAAAGCUGGGUUUGAUCGCUCAACUGACCAAAUCAUAAAUAAACUGAAAAAACUUAGAAAGAGGUUCAGUGACAAAAACAAGGAGAAGAGUAAAAGCGGGAGCCAAUGGAGCAAUAAAACAACUAACUAUGAUGUUAUGGACACUGUGCUGGAACGCCUGCCAGGGAAUCAAUUUACUGAAGUAUUCAAUUCAGCAACAGCCAUGCUUGAGACGAAUGUGGAAUCGCUGUCUUCUGCAGCUGAUCUUGACUCUUCAGCGGAGGAGCUGCUGGACCAAGCUGAAACAUUCUUCAGCUCUUCUCAAUCCCAACCUAGAAAGUCUCUGCGAACAACCAGAAUAAAGAAGAGAGAUUCAAACCAGGAGCUGCUGGAAUACUUGAAAACUGCUGAUGAACGGUUUAUGGCACACGCCAAAGAACUUAAUACUGCAACUCUUAAUAAAAUGGAUGAAGCCACAAAUUCUAUGCUGGGACUAUUGGGACGCAUGGUAGCACUAAUGGAGGAACAGCAGGGAAUCAAGCCAUGAACACAGGAUUCCUUUAGUGCAUUUUAUUCUUAUUUGCGUGCUUCUUACAUUUCAAAGUCAAAGCAAAACCAAAACUGUUACUUUCUUAAUAUAGAGAGCAUGACCAGCUUCUCAUGGAAAUUAUGUAGCAAACACAGAUGUGUUUGACAGGAGUGAAGGUAAAGGCUUCUAACAUCAAAUUAACUGUAAAUAAGCUGUUUUCUUGUGUUUACUUUAUUUGAUUUAAAUUUGUGUGGCGUGAAAUUUCAGUGAUUUAUGGGAAACUAUUAGGACACUGUUGAAGCUGACUUCAAACUCCCUUCAUGACUUUGAUUAUAAAACCACAGAUGAAA